Procambarus clarkii (red swamp crayfish) is the source of this 438-nucleotide messenger RNA. Lineage: Eukaryota; Metazoa; Arthropoda; Malacostraca; Decapoda; Cambaridae. The record is from RefSeq and is a predicted model, not a curated record.
AUGAGACCUUCUCUUAUACAGGUAAAGAAUGUAAGGGACUCACGCACUCGAGCCAAGACCCAUAACAAAAGCCCUCGCCCGGCGCAACACCCGGAAGAACCCCACCAUCUACGUGCCUACCACCCGCCUACCCGCCCUCUGCCACCCCCCACCCGCCCUCUGCCACCGCCUACCCGCCCUCUACCACCCGCCUACCCGCCCUCUACCACCCCCCACCCGCCCUCUGCCACCGCCUACCCGCCCUCUACCACCCGCCUACCCGCCCCUCUACCACCCCCCACCCGCCCUCUGCCACCGCCCACCCGCCCUCUACCACCCGCCACCCGCCGUCUACCACCGCCCAGUCUACCACCCGCCCUCUACCACCGCCCAGUCUACCACCCGCCCUCUACCACCGCCCAGUCUACCAUCCGCCAACACGAGGAGCCAGAGUCAUGA